AGCUCGGUCAUGACAGGAGAAAGUACGCGGCAUUUUUUUUGUGUCUUUGUAACUAGUUCAUCUCAUCAAAACCUUUUCUGCUUCAAGUUGUAUUCCUAAUCAGGAAUUAACAACGCUGUUGUUAAUGCAAUAGAUUAAACAUCUAGCUAGACACUCAGUUCAUUUAUUUAAACCACGUUUAGCUAGCUGGCUAAACCGUUUCAGAGACAGCUUUCGCAGCUCGCUUUAGGGUGGGGAUUUUGGUGGAGCUCCCAAGCUGCCUACAUUAAGUGCGUGUUAUGGCAAGUGUUGCCUCCAAAACUGUGUACGACAUCUUUCAGUCCAUGGAGUACGGUGCCUCUGCUUCCACCACUGCUACUGCUGCCCGGACUUGGCUUGAGCAACACUCUCAGUCUCUUGGCCUCUUUGUUGACGGGGGAUUUGUUAGGCCGGUAGACAGGCAGACCCUCCGAGUUACUGACUCCACAGGCACAGCUCUCUGCAGUAUCUGUGCUAAGGAAGAGGAUGUUUCGGCCUGCGGCGUCUCUGCUUCUGCAGGCUUCAAGGCCUGGAGUGAGCUGAGUGCCCACCGUAGAGCUAAAGUCCUGCUCAGGUUGGCCAACACACUGCAGAGAUACAGCCAGUGCAUGUCUGAGCUGUGUGUCCUGUCUGAGUGUCCCUGCUCCUCUUCUGCCCUGGUCAGACUGGCUCACUACUAUGCUGGCUGGGCUCAACUCCGAGACACACUAAUGCCUAACUGGACACCACGAGGUGUGGUUGCUAUAGUUGUUUCAGCUGACUGCCAAUUUUACUCCAUUUGGCUUAAGGUCUUGCCUGCUCUGGCUAUGGGCAAUGCUGUCAUUGUGGUCCCUGGAGUGAAAAUGGCUGCCCCUGCCCUCUUAUUGGCUCAAGUGUUUAUGGAGGCGGGACUUCCUGCUGGAGUGCUGAAUGUAGUGACUGGUGAUUGCGCUCUGGUUGCCAGAGUGGCUCAGAGCAUUCAUACCAGCUACCUGACGUUCUGUGGGAGCAAGCAGGAUGGAGAGCUUCUAGCAAAGCAGCUGGCCGGUUGGGGUGUGCCCACAUCCCUCAGCCUUUCUGUCAGUGCUGUGUGCCCUUUUAUCAUCUUUGAGUCUGCAGACAUCGACAGUGCUGUGGAUGGAGUGAUUGAGGCAGCAUUCAAAAAGAACAAAGAUUGGCAGUGGGUGCUGUGUGUGCAGGAGUCCAUGUGGGACAGUGUAGUGGGCAGACUGAAACUGAGGAUGACUGGAAUGAAGUGUGUCCCUCUGGCUAGUGAGGCACACAGGAGCCUGGUAGAAACUGCAGUGCAGCAGGCCGUCCAACAGGGGGCGACACUGAUCCAGUCCUGUCCCCCACCUUCCACUGGUGGUCUCUAUCCUCCCACGGUUCUGUGUGGGCUGGCUCCGCCUUGCUCUGCAGUGACCACGCCACCUCCAGGGCCUCUUCUACCCCUCCUCUCCUUCAGGAGUGUAGUUGAGGGGGUUACUCUGGGUAACCACAGUCCUCACGGCCAAGCUGCAUCUAUCUGGACUGAAGACUUGACCUUAGCUUUGGAGACUGCCAGGAGUUUGAAAGUAGGUUCAGUGUGGGUGAAUAGUCACUCUGUGACUGACCCCUCCCUCCCGCAGUCUGGACGGAGAGACAGUGGGAACUGCACCAACGGGGGCAAAGAGGGUCUGUAUCAGUUCCUGUGCCCGUCCCUCACACCCCGUAUGCCCCGCUCCACGCCCCGCUCCUUGGAUUACAGCGCAUUUGGUACGGCUGCCUCCACGUUCAUGGUUCCUGAGGGCUUUGAUCCAUCCAGUGUCCCUCGUUCCUGCUCACAGUUCAUUGGUGGUAAGCUUUGUAAGGCUGAUUCUGGCUGCAUUAGGGUAGUGAGUUCGCCAGGGGGUGCUGUGUUGGCUUACUGUGCUGAUGGAGGAAGGAAGGACAUACGUAAUGCUGUGGAGGCAGCCUUAAAAGUCCAGCCAGGGUGGCUUAGGAAGAGCUCCGCUGCACGCGCGCAGUCCCUCUAUGCUCUUGCUGACAGUUUGGACAAGAGAAGGCGGGACAUGGCUGCGUCCAUCCAGGCUCAGACAGGCAUCUCUAUGGAUGAAGCAAAUGAGGAGGUGGAGCUUAGCAUCUCCAGGCUUUCUGAUUGGGCUGCACGUUGUGAUAAACAAAGUGGAGUAGUGCCACCCCUUCCACAGACUGGAUCUGCCUUCUUAAUACCAGAGGCAUUAGGAGUUGUGGGUAUUGUGCUCCCAGACACAAGGCCUCUCCUCUGCUUGGUGUCUCUGUUGGGGGCAGCUGUUGCCAUGGGCAACGCUGUCAUAAUGGUGCCAAGUGAAAAGCACCCCCUUCCAGCCAUCGAUUUCAUUCAAAUUCUUCAGGUGUCAGACAUUCCUGGUGGUGUGGUUAGUAUCAUUACUGGUGGAAGGGAUCAGCUGACCCAGGCACUGGCCAAUCACAGUGAAAUUCAGGCCAUAUGGUAUUGGGGCUCUGUGGAAGGUUGUCAGUUUCUUCAGUACACCUGUUGCAGUCCACUGAAGCGUAUGUGGCUGCACUGUGAGGAAGAGGUGGAUGAGGAGGGAGGAAGAUACUGGACCCACCCAAGUCCCUCGUUCGAGGAGGAAAUGUGGAGGGAGGCUGUGGUGUGGAAGAGUGUGUGGAUCCCUACUGCUUAGCAACGCAGAGAGCAAAGAUUUAAAAAGUGAAAUUGAGGCUGAAGUGGUUGGGGUGAAGGAGAAUUUGACAAGAAAACAUUGGGAGGUUUUUUGGUGGGCUUUUCUUUUAUUCUUAAAGGAAAAAUUAUGUUCCCUAUGGUUAAGUUUGCUUUUUAAUUCUUGGAGGUAACAGCCUCUUAAUAUAACAUAUUAUUUUGGAGUAAUAAAUAAGGGUUAGUGUUCCUGGGAGAUUACAGAGGAACAUAUUGUUAGACAAAAUGAAGAAGCAAAAUGGUUUAUAAUUCUGCAUUUGGUGCAAGUAUCAGUUCCCUCCCACCAUGCUACCAUUUGUAAAGUGGGAAAUGGUUUGAAACCAGCUGACGCUGCGUUCUGUUGCUACCUCAAACGAACUCUGCAGUUUUCCUUUGAACAGUGAGCCUCAGAUGUAGUGCUUUGUCCAGACAUGCAAGUAAUUCAUAUCAUAUUAAAAAUGUCUAGCAACAAUUUAAUUUCCUUGUUGAUCAACCUGUACCAAGUCCGUGUUUUUGCAGGUAAACCAGACCAAACGGAGAAGGUGGUUUUAGAGCAAUUAAGAGAUCAAACAAUGCCAUUCUGAUGAGGUCUAAAUAACUAACAAAUUACUGAUGUCCUUCAUUAAAACUAAGAUAAUGAGUAAAUAUUAAGAGAUGUAGUAGAUUAGAAUUUAGUAUGAACAUGGACUACUUGUAACUUGAUAAUAUACUACUACUUUGUUAAUGAAGUCAUUUGAUAUGUAUAUUUUAAAAAAUACUAAAGGAGGUCUUUGUUCCUCCACAUCUUUUUAUCAUUAACUUUGAAUUUACUCUUGAAGUGAAUGCUUUACGAUUAAUAUUGAUCUAUACCAUUUGAGAUUUACGAGAGAGCUGACUGGCUGUAGAGGAUUUCUGAUGUCAUUUUGUUCCAUGAUGAAAUCUAUUCCAUUUAGUCAUGCUAUGACACUUGUUGACUGGCUGUCACUGAUGUAAGGGCAGAGAGCUACAAACCUCUAUAGAGCCAGUCAUUCUGAACAAGACAGUUUGUGAGCGCAAGCUACAUAGUUUAGAUCUAGUUUAGCUCGCUACAAACCAAUGGGCCUUACUUUUCAGAUCCUUUUUGGCAAGCACUUGUGUGUUCCUGGUUUCUGCACAUAUGAAAACAUGAAGGGCGUGAUAAUUUGUUGAUGUGUAAUGACAGGGACUCACUAUGUUUAAACAUGACUGUUGAGCUACACCCUGUUUUGGAUACAACCAGUACACCAGGGGUGCCCAGCUCUGUCUCUGGAGAUGUGAAAUGUCAUACAGUUAGCUCUAUAUUCAGAUACUACAGAAGGCCUGGAUUUGGGUUGGAACUAAACACUGCAGGGUAGAUCUUCCCAACUGGAAUCAGGCACCACUACCUGAAGAUUGCAGAGUCUGCUGGGGCCAACUAGCAAAGUUCCCAUCUUUGUUAAGGAAGAGAGGUCUUUAAUGAGAUGAUUUUGACCUGGAAUAUAACAGCCUCGUAAACACAGUGUGGGUAAUAUGUUACUCACAUUUGGCCUUGAUGUGCCAUGAAACUGCAUAUCAUGGGGAUAUUUCUGAUUCAACUUAUCUGCUAGUUAUCAAACCAUUAUCAAUUACAGUUACUGGUAAUUAUGUGUUAAUUAGGUUAGUGGAGGGGAAAUACUCAACUGUGCAGUGCUCCGGUUCUUUGGAUGUAGAUUUGCAUAACAGGACUGAAUUCUGACUUGAGUCUUGCUGCAGUGGGUGGUAUUAUACUUCAGUUCAAAGAGUGUACCCUUUCCCUCAAUGACUAUAUUUUUAAUAAUAAAUUUAGUCCUUAAUCACUGUAAUGGAUAUUAAGAGUUAUUACACUUAAUUAAACGGUUACAAUCUUG
Messenger RNA from Electrophorus electricus (electric eel), 4536 nucleotides. RefSeq names its product aldehyde dehydrogenase 16 family, member A1 (gene aldh16a1). The record is from RefSeq and is a predicted model, not a curated record. Gene Ontology annotation, molecular function: oxidoreductase activity, acting on the aldehyde or oxo group of donors, NAD or NADP as acceptor. NCBI's taxonomy places the organism in Eukaryota, Metazoa, Chordata, Actinopteri, Gymnotiformes, Gymnotidae.